Messenger RNA from Drosophila persimilis, 4651 nucleotides. RefSeq names its product RNA helicase aquarius. Gene Ontology annotation, molecular function: mRNA binding; helicase activity. NCBI's taxonomy places the organism in Eukaryota, Metazoa, Arthropoda, Insecta, Diptera, Drosophilidae. The coding region runs from base 56 to 4561 and encodes 1501 amino acids. Gene Ontology annotation, cellular component: catalytic step 2 spliceosome. Gene Ontology annotation, biological process: mRNA splicing, via spliceosome. The record is from RefSeq and is a predicted model, not a curated record. The transcript is spliced from 7 exons.
CGCGGGUCACACGGCAGCCGGCAAAGUUAUUAGAAAAAAGAAAUUUGCUGGAAAAAUGAAGCGCAGGAGCCAAACCCGAGCCCAAACAGCCAAGGACAGUAGUAAUAAGUCGAAGGAAAAGGCCGGCGCUCUGACGUUAGACCAAUUCAGCUCCGACGUCAUAUGGCAGGUUGCAUCGCAGUACUGGUCGCCGGACACAAAGGCUGAGCAUUUGCCUUACAGCGCGAAAGUCAUUGAACGCAUCUACAAUGAGGAAAUCGGAGGCACCCACAGAGCGAGACGCAUCAACAUGCUUGAGUUCAGCCAGUAUUUGGAGCAGUAUCUGUGGCCAAAUUACAAACGAGAGUCAGCGACACAUGCCCACCUCAUGUCCAUUGUGAUCAUGGCCAACGAGAAGUUUCGUGAACGCGUUCAAGUGUGGAAUGUGUUCGAGGAGAAACCAGAACAGUAUCCAGACUUUUUCCGCCACGUUCUGGAGUCGUGUCUGCCGGAUAAAGGGGCGAAGGAAGCCAGAAGCACGUUGCGUGAACGCACGGCCCUACUGAUGUUCCUCAAUCAUUGCUUCAACAGUAUGGAGAUCGAGAUUUGUCGUGAGCAGGCCAAGCGUCUCGUAUCCCUCUCCAUGUGGCAUUGCCUGCAGCCCCGCCGUCGAGAGCAGGAGCUGCGUGAGGUGCCCAAGUGGCGGAAAUACUGGAAACGCCUGCUCAAAAAAGACAAGGAACCCAAGGCGGAAGUCCUGUGGGAGCGGUACUUUAUGCAGAACCUCAUCAUCGACUUCCUUGACAUACUCGAGAGCAUUCCCGCCGAGGGGGAGAUCAAACCCGGUCUGGUGCACUACUGCGAGCGCUUUCUCGAGUUCAUCAUUGAUCUGGAGGCCCUUCUGCCCACGCGGCGCUUCUUCAACACCGUCCUAGAUGACUGUCAUCUUAUUGUGAGGGCUCUGCUGUCGCCGCUCGUGCGUCGCGAGGAGGGAAAGCUGUUUGGGCAGCUCCUCGACAUGUUAAAGUUCUACACCCGCUUCGAGAUCAAUGAUGUGACGGGGAACUCCCUCACCGAUCACGACAUGACCCAGCUGCACUACAAGAAGAUCACUUCCCUGCAGCGGGCAGUGUUCGCCAAGUUUCCCAGUCUGCGCGUGUUCGCCCUAUCCAAUGUAGCCACCGUGGAUAAUCGGGAGUCGCUGGAGCAGCACUUUGGGGGAUUGGAUGGGGAGGGGCUGAAGCAGAUCGCCACGUUUCUGAACCUAGUGCCAGAGGAGGUGGCCGCACCGUUCGAGUGGCACCGCCUCGAUGAGGCCUUCCUGCGGGAGCUGCUGAUCACGCGACACGAGAAGCGCUGCUCCCAGCUGGAGGCCCUCAACGAGAUGCCGUUGUACCCCACGGAGCAAGUGGUCUGGGAUGAGAAUGUGGUGCCCUCGGAGUACUACACAGGCGACAGCUGCCUAGCCCUGCCCAAGCUCAAUCUGCAGUUCCUCACGCUCCACGACUACCUCCUGCGCAACUUCAAUCUCUUCCGCCUGGAGUCCACCUACGAGAUCCGGCAGGACAUCGAGGAUGCCGUCAGCCGCAUGCUGCCCUGGCAGUCGGAGGACGGUGACGUCGUCUUCGGGGGAUGGGCACGCAUGGCCCUACCCAUCGCCAGCUUCGCUGUCGUGGAGGUGGCCAAGCCGCAUAUCGGGGAGAAGAAGCCCUCGCGAGUGCGAGCGGACGUGGGCGUGACCCUUUCCGUGCGUCGCGAGAUCAAGACCGAGUGGGAGAACCUGCGCAAGCACGACGUUUGUUUCCUAAUCACCGUGAAACCCACACAGCCUUAUGGCACCAAAUACAAUCCCCGUGAGCCCUUCAUCCCACAGGUGGGGCUUGUAAGUGUGCGGGGCUGCGAGGUUGAAGGUAUGCUGGAUGCCAAUGGUCGUGUUGUCGAAGAUGGGCCCGAGCCGCGACCCCAGCUGCCGGGAGAGCAGCGCUGUUAUCGUGUGUGGCUAGACUCGAAUCAGUAUCGCCUGGACAUGGACGAUCUGCAGGAUGGUGGCGAUGAUGUCUACGAGAGCUUCAACAUCCUUAUGCGUCGCAAACCCAAGGAGAACAACUUCAAGGCAGUCCUGGAGACCAUUCGCCAUCUGAUGAACACAGAAUGCGUGGUGCCGCCCUGGCUGCACGACAUACUCCUCGGAUAUGGCGAUCCGGGGGCUGCCCACUACAGCAACAUGCCCAAUCAGGAGCGCAGUUUGGAGUUUAACGACACCUUCUUGGACUACGAACACCUGAAGGGGAGUUUCCCCAGCUACGAGCUCAAGUGCGAGCUCCCAGAGAAGAGCCGACUGCCACCCUAUCGUCUGAUCUUUGAGGAUGUGCCCGUGCAAAAGGAUAGUGAUGGAGAGGAGAAAGAGAAGAAUGAACAGGAGCUGGAGGCGGCUGUAAGCAAAUCGAUUGUAGUGCAGCCCUAUAAAUACGAGGCCAGGGGACCUUAUCCCAGCGACAAGCCCAAACAAAACACCAUUCGCUUUACGCCCACACAGAUCGAGGCUAUUCGCGCUGGCAUGCAGCCGGGUCUGACACUGGUGGUGGGUCCCCCCGGCACAGGAAAGACCGAUGUGGCCGUCCAGAUCAUCUCCAACAUCUACCACAAUCAGCCCAACCAGCGGACCCUGAUUGUCACGCACUCCAAUCAGGCGCUGAAUCAGUUGUUCGAAAAGAUCAUGGCGCUGGACAUUGAUGAGCGACAUCUGCUGCGUCUGGGUCAUGGCGAGGAGGCCCUGGAGACGGAGAAGGACUACAGCCGUUAUGGGCGCGUGAACUAUGUGCUGGCCAAGCGCAUGGAUCUGCUGAACCAGGUGCAGCGUCUCCAGGAGGCCCUCGGCGUGAGCGGUGACAAUGCCUACACGUGCGAGACAGCUGGAUACUUUUAUCUGUACAAUGUGAUGGCACGCUGGGAGAAGUUUCAGGACCAGAUCAGAAUUCACCAGGAGGAGGCGGACUUGGACAAGCUGAGGGCUUUGUUCGAGAAGGAUUUCCCUUUUGGCAAGUUCUUUGCGGAUGCCCCACAGCCACUCUUCAAGGGAUCCACAUACGAGGACCUCCUGGCCACAGCCGAGUCAAACUUCCGCUACAUUUCUGACAUAUUCACAGAGCUGGAGGAGUUUCGCGCCUUUGAGCUGCUGCGCACGGGCUUGGACCGCUCCAAGUACCUGCUCGUGAAGGAGGCCAAGAUCAUUGCCAUGACCUGUACCCAUGCGGCGCUCAAGCGCAAGGAACUGGUCAAUCUGGGCUUCCGCUAUGACAACAUCCUGAUGGAGGAGUCAGCGCAGAUCCUGGAGAUCGAGACGUUCAUUCCCCUGCUGCUGCAGAAUCCCCUGGAUGGCCUGAAUCGCCUUAAGCGCUGGAUCAUGAUUGGCGACCAUCACCAGCUCCCGCCUGUGAUCAAGAACAUGGCCUUCCAGAAGUACUCCAACAUGGAGCAGAGCCUCUUCACCCGCCUGGUGCGCCUCGGCGUUCCCACCGUCGAUCUGGAUGGACAGGGACGUGCGCGGGCCAGCAUCUGUUCGCUGUACAAGUGGCGCUACAAGAAGCUAGAGGAUCUGCAGCACAUCUUUGAGCGGGACGAGUACAAGCAGGCAAAUCCAGGGUUCGCCCACGACUAUCAGCUGAUCAAUGUGGAGGAUUUCAAGGGCGUCGGCGAGAGCGAACCCAAUCCCUAUUUUUAUCAGAAUCUGGCAGAGGCGGAGUACGUCGUGGCGGUGUAUAUGUACAUGCGUCUGCUUGGCUAUCCUGCAGAAAAGGUCUCCAUUCUGACCACCUACAACGGCCAGAAGCAUCUCAUACGCGACGUGAUCGGCGCCAGAUGUGGCAAUAAUCCACUCAUUGGCUGGCCGCACAAGAUCACGACCGUGGACAAGUACCAGGGCCAGCAGAACGACUACAUCCUGAUUUCGCUGGUCCGCACCAAGGCGGUGGGACAUUUGCGCGAUGUGCGGCGUUUGGUGGUGGCUAUGAGUCGAGCGCGCCUCGGCCUCUAUGUCUUUGGUCGAGUGUCGCUGUUUAAGAACUGCUUAGAACUGCAGAACACCUUCAAGCUGCUGACACAGCGAUCUUUGAAGUUGGUACUGGUUCCCGGCGAUAGCUACCCCACGGAACGAUUGUCCACGGAUACAGUGCCCGCCAAGUCCCUCAAAUCCGUGGAAAACAUGUCUGAGAUGGCGCAGUACGUGUACGAGCAGUAUAUGGCCAAAAUGGAAGAUCUAAAGGACACUCUGCCCUCAGAGGAGGAGUUGCGGGCCAUGCGUAAUAAAUUGCCUCACGAAGAUGAUGAUGAUGACGAGGGAGCUGCUGUCCCAGAGGAAGUCGCUGAGGAGCCCCCCCAAAAGCGGGCGGCCAAGGAAGCACCCGCUGGAAAGAAGGCACCAGAGGUCUUCAAGCCCACGCCCAUACUCAACGAGAUCGCUAUGGAUGAGCCAGAGCCAGAGCCAGAGAAGAGCCAGGAUCAACCACAGCAGGAGGUUCAGGAAGAAGCCUUCGAUAAGGCUCGCCAGGAAUCAUCGGAAAAGGUGCCUGAGGCAGAGUUCUAGGCAGAUCUGCUUAGUUGCUUCAAUAAUAUAAUUUCAAUAAUUUCCAACAAUGUUUAAGCACAAAUGCAAGAACCCACACACACACAUUAA